This is a messenger RNA of Solea solea (common sole), 1496 nucleotides long. Its product is annotated as trace amine-associated receptor 13c-like. NCBI's taxonomy places the organism in Eukaryota, Metazoa, Chordata, Actinopteri, Pleuronectiformes, Soleidae. The record is from RefSeq and is a predicted model, not a curated record. Gene Ontology annotation, molecular function: G protein-coupled receptor activity. Gene Ontology annotation, biological process: G protein-coupled receptor signaling pathway. The coding region runs from base 256 to 1422 and encodes 388 amino acids. The transcript has 2 exons. Gene Ontology annotation, cellular component: membrane.
CUACUAUCCAAUGUACCUGAUUUAAACUUUAGUUACAUAUCCCUAUAAUGAUGGCUUUGCUUGCACAUUUCAUUAUACAGACUAAGUACCUGAUUACUCUGACAGAAUAACAAUUGAAUUGAUAUAUUCUGUGUGAUUUUUCUUUAAUUUCUUUUAAGCAAAAUGAUUUAAAUGUGUUUUAUUCAACAGGACAUGGUUUCCUGAUCGGCUCUUCUACCACCACAUCCACAAGGACACACCAGUCCGUCCUGGGCCAUGACUGCUUUGCUUCACAACGUCAGUAUCUCCAGCGGUGCAGCGGCGCAGCUGCCGAUCACAGACAGACCAUUGAACCUGACGGCAGCACCGGGGUCAGGACAGACCCUGGCCCCUCUCUGCACGCUCUGCUGCUGUGGUUUUGUCAAUCGCACCCUGACCGUGGUGUUCAUGGUCAGCCUGGCGUUUGCCAUCGUGGUCGGAAAUGUGGUCACGCUCACUGUUUUUGUGCAAACUAGGCAGUCGAGGACACCACAGGGAUACCUGAAAGUGUCUCUGGCCAUAGCGGACAUGAUGGUCGGUGUCCUCGUGGUUCCUUUCUCCGUCUACACGGAAAUAUCGCUGAUGGUGACGACCACUCCUCCCUCAUGGUACCAGGGUAGUCCUACGUCCCCGGCAUCCUCCUCCUCGGUUGGUGGACUCGUGAGUCCCUGGCAGCCGUGCAUGCUGAUCGGCCCCGUGUUCGCCGGCUGCACGUUUGUCUCCAUCAGCACCAUUUUCCUCAUGACCCUGGAGCGAAGUGUCGCCAUCCUGUGGCCUCUCCACAAAGACGUCCUGGUGACGCGCAAGCGGACCCUGCUCCUCAUCCUGCUCUCCUGGGCCGCUAGCUUCCUGCUGGCUCUCGCGCCUCUCACCUUUAGCAGGAACUUCAUUUUGGAGUACAACGAAUGCAGUCGCAUGUGCAACUACACGCCACUGUUGUUUGGGAGCCAGCCGCCACCCGACGCCUACAUUUUGCUGUUAUUCCCAGCAUUUGACUUCACGCUGCUCGGUGGAACGCUGGCAGUCAACAUCUUGUCUUUCACGAGUAUCCGACGGUACUCGCGCAAACGCAAACUGCUCUCACAGGGGAGUCUGAGCGAUGGCAGCAGUGUCGGAGGAGGCGGCUGCUCGCACAGACCCUCCUUUUCAGACAUCAAGGCUGCCAAGACGAUUGGCAUCCUGACAUUCGCCUUCACGGCGUCCUUCUCGCCCAUCGCGGUCUUUGUGUUCGGGAACGUGGUGGGAUACACCUGGUGUAACUUUUCCUUCAUUGCCUUCUGGAUCCUGACAGGAAACAGCUGCUGUAACGUGAUCAUCUACAGUGUCAGGGACCACCGCUUCAGGAAGGGCAUGAGUCUGCUCUUUCAGCGAGAGCAGUCACCGCCGCACUGCGAGAAGUCUUGAGAGACGUACGGCACUGUUCUAGCACGGCUUAGCCCGACUCGGCUUGGUAUCGGGCACGUCAUUUUCCAGUCCUA